GUUUGACACAUUGUUAACAUAUGGUGCUGAUAAUUAUAUGAUGUGUACCAGACAGUACAGUGCAAUAGAUUGUCUUCUUUUUUGUAUUGAAAGAUAUUUAUUUGUUAAUAUGUAUUGUUGUAAAAGUUCUGAAUACAAAGGUUUCUCAUAAGAAUCAGUUUUGGUGAUUAUACUGUUGCUGUACUUCUUUCUACAGGAAAGGAAAAUUGUUUAGUAACUUUGUGUGUUCUAGAUUUUAUAAAGGAAAGAAGCAUUCAGUAAUGCAAGUGAUUGGAAAUUUUGGGUCACUGGCAAAGGAUCGAUUAUGCCUGGCAAGUCAUCAGGUAAUCGUGGCCGACAGCACCCGCAUCACCAGAGUCGACGGAGAAAAUUUCAUAAAAUGACAUCUGGUUCGUCAGGUGACCCCACUGCAGAUGCUGAAGUAGCAGAAGCAUUUCCCGAGCAUGAUGGGGAGACCCAUCAACUUCUGGACAUUUCUUCGCAACCUAAAAUGACACGAGCAGCACAAGAAGAAACAGAAAAUGUGUGGAGUGUAUCUGUUCAGGUGUUCAUCCCCUUUCUGGUGGCAGGAUUGGGGAUGGUUGGUGCUGGCCUUGUGCUUGAUGUCGUUCAGCAUUGGCAAGUGUUCCGCGUCGUAUCUGAAGUAUUCAUUUUAGUACCUGCUCUACUGGGUCUCAAGGGCAAUCUGGAAAUGACACUUGCUUCUCGACUGUCCACGCAAGCCAACUUAGGUUUCAUGGACAACCCUAAACAACAAUGGAGUCUGAUUGCUGGCAACUUGGCACUUAUUCAGUGUCAAGCCAUUGUAGUAGGUUUCCUCGCAUCGUUAGCAGCUGUGAUAAUGGGCUGGGUUCCUGAAGGGAAAUUUGAUCCCGCUCAUGGUCUUCUUCUCUGUGCCAGCAGUCUUGUUACUGCAUCACUGGCGAGCUUCGUGCUUGGUCUCGUGAUGGUUGCUGUGAUAGUGUCUUCACGCCACUGCAGUAUAAACCCAGAUAAUGUGGCCACACCGAUUGCGGCCAGCUUGGGAGACCUCACCACUUUGGCAUUGUUGUCAUGGAUUGCCUCUUUAUUAUUUGAAGCUAUAAAUGAACGUUGGUGGCUUGCUCCAGCCAUCAUUGUAACCUUUGUUCUGCUGACUCCAGUAUGGGGGUGGAUUGCUGCCAAGAACAAGUACACAAAGGAGGUCUUAGACUCAGGGUGGACACCUGUUAUAUCUGCAAUGCUGAUUAGCAGCAUUGGGGGCCUUGUAUUAGACUUCACAGUGUCAAACUUCAAGGGCAUAGCAGUGUUCCAACCUGUGAUCAAUGGUGUUGGGGGGAACCUUGUGGCAGUGCAGGCUAGUCGCAUCUCCACAUCAUUGCACCGAGAUUCCCGCCUUGGAAAACUGCCUCAUUAUGCUUCGUCUGUUUGUCUCAAUCCUUUUACUGUAUUCUGCAGUCAAGGAGGCCAUGCCAGAACUGCAAGAGUACUUCUGAUGAUGGUUAUACCAGGCCAUCUGAUCUUUUCAUAUACGAUAAGCUACCUCCAAGCUGGUCACACAUCUCUCACUCCUAUUUUUGUGGCAGUGUACCUUUUGGCAGCUGUCCUUCAGGUUCUGAUGCUUCUGUACAUCUGUCAUAUAAUGAUUCACUGGAUGUGGACACAGCAUAUAGAUCCUGACAACUCUGCAAUACCUUACCUCACGGCUCUGGGAGAUUUACUGGGAACCAGUCUGCUUGCUGUUGCUUUCCAGUUUCUCUACCUUGUAGGAGACCGUGACAGUGAUGUAGGGGACUGAAUUGCCAUGCAUUGGGCAAUGGGAGUAUGAAGAUGACUGUCUCUGGGAUGUUACGCUGUGUAGUCUCAUAGAAGUUGCCCAUUUCUGAGGUGAUUACUGCCUCCGUCAUCAGGUAGAUGAGACAGUAAGCGCUUCUGAAACUUCAUUCAAUUUCUGCAAGUCUGUAUGGUACAGCAUCCCGGAAGACAGCCUUGUUCUUCACAGUUUACAGUUUGGAAUUUUAAGCAUGUAACCAUGUUGCCUUACUCUUUGUGUAUCUUAGGAUGUUUUGAAUAAAUUAUGAAGUGUCAUAAAGCACAGCAAAGUCAAUUCAUGUAUUUUCUGGUGGCAUUAUGUUUUUUGGAACAUGUUAACAUACCAGUGUUGCCACGUUUGCCCCCCCCCCCUAUUUUUUUUAACUCGUGUCAUGAGUUGCAUUCCACUAUUCUGAUAUGGUUCUUUCACUUAAAGCAGUGUGUUAAAAAUGUCAAAUGUAUAAGAAAUGUUGUUGCUUUCAAUAUUUCUUAAUAAACUUGUGGUGUCAGUGAAUUGUGAAUAAAGUGUCUGAAGGAAACAUUAUUAAUGAUGAUAAAUUUAUCUGACGGGUUUUCUGGUGAGUAUGAAACAGUCCAGAGUAACAGAAAUUGUUUAUAAUUUCGUAGCUAUGCAGAAUUUUAACUGUGAUAUACUUAUUUUUGUGUUCUGUGGAGCCAAAAAUCAGUGCAGUUUAUAUGAAAUGUGCAUUUUAAUGCUAAAGGCACAUACAUAUAUUUUAAGCUAUGUUUUCUUUCUGUACCUAUUUAUUCUUUCAAAAGAGUACAUUGAGAUUGAGGAACAUUUUGUAUAUUUCAGAAUUCUGUACAUGCUCUUUAUGAUUAGCAUAAUGAAAGUGAGUGUGAGAAGUAAAUAUUUUUUAUCUUACAA
Messenger RNA from Zootermopsis nevadensis, 2680 nucleotides. NCBI's taxonomy places the organism in Eukaryota, Metazoa, Arthropoda, Insecta, Blattodea, Termopsidae. The record is from RefSeq and is a predicted model, not a curated record.